Messenger RNA from Alosa sapidissima (American shad), 3472 nucleotides. RefSeq names its product cytochrome b-245 heavy chain (gene cybb). Gene Ontology annotation, cellular component: NADPH oxidase complex; plasma membrane. The transcript has 13 exons. The coding region runs from base 67 to 1764 and encodes 565 amino acids. Gene Ontology annotation, molecular function: superoxide-generating NAD(P)H oxidase activity. Gene Ontology annotation, biological process: defense response; superoxide anion generation. NCBI's taxonomy places the organism in Eukaryota, Metazoa, Chordata, Actinopteri, Clupeiformes, Clupeidae. The record is from RefSeq and is a predicted model, not a curated record.
UUCAGGAGCUUGCUUUGUAGUGCACUUCAGCUCCCGCUCACACACACACUCACUCCAGCUCUCAAGAUGGGCAGCUUUGUUGCAAAUGAAGGUGUCUCCAUUUUUGUCAUUCUUGUCUGGCUGGGGAUCAAUGUUUUCCUGUUUGUAUAUUUCUAUAUACAAUUCCUCGUCGAUAAAUACUACUACACUCGUAUUCUUCUUGGGGACGCGCUGUCGUGGGCCAGAGCUCCGGCCGCCUGCCUCAACUUCAACUGCAUGCUGAUCCUGCUGCCUGUGUGCCGCAACCUGCUCUCUUUUCUGCGAGGCACUGUUCAGAUUUGUAGCCGAACUGCAGCUCGCCAACUUGAUAAGAACAUCACCUUCCAUAAGCUGGUCGCCUACAUGAUAGCCUUUCACACAGCGGUCCACAUCAUGGCCCACCUUUUCAACUUUGAGCGCUUCAUGGACGCCCAGCUGUUGGGGAACAGUAGCCAGCUGCCUUACGUGCUCUCGCAGAUCGGCAACGGAGACAACCGGUCCUUCCUCAACCCCAUCCGCAGCAACGAAACCAAUCCAACUAUUGUGAUGUUCACCACCAUCGCUGGUCUGACCGGCGUGGUCAUCACCUUAGCCCUGAUCUUGAUCAUCACUUCUUCCAUGGAGGUCAUCCGGAGGUCAUACUUUGAGGUGUUCUGGUACACCCAUCACCUGUUUGUGGUCUUCUUCAUUGGCUUGGUUUUUCACGGAGCGGGACGCAUUGUACGUGGCCAAACAGACACCGAUCUAGACAAGAACAGCCCGGGAAAAUGUGCUGCUCACUUUGAAGAAUGGGGCAAAAAUGGGACUUUCUGCACUGAACCGCAGUUUGCAGGAAAUCCCCCAAUGACGUGGAAGUGGGUGGUGGGACCCAUGUUUCUGUACGUGUGUGAGAGGCUGGUACGACUCUGGCGCUCACAUCAGAAGGUGGUCAUCACAAAGGUGGUCAUGCACCCGUCCAAAACACUGGAGCUCCAGAUGCGGAAAAAAGGCUUCAAAAUGGAGGUGGGACAGUACGUGUUCCUUAAGUGUCCGUCGGUCUCACAGCUGGAGUGGCACCCCUUCACGCUCACCUCUGCCCCCGAAGAGGACCACUUCAGCGUCCAUGUCCGCAUCGUGGGGGACUGGACCGAGGGCCUGCUGAAGGCCUGUGGAGGGGACAAGAACGAGUUCCAGGAGGCCUGGAAACUGCCCAAGAUGGCAGUGGAUGGACCAUUUGGGACGGCCAGUGAGGAUGUUUUCCGCUACGAUGUGGUCAUGCUUGUGGGUGCUGGAAUUGGAGUCACCCCUUUUGCAUCCAUCCUGAAAUCUGUGUGGUACAAACAUGUCAACAACAACGCCAACAUACUCACCAAGAAGAUCUACUUCUACUGGCUGUGUCCAGAGACCCAGGCUUUCGAGUGGUUCGCUGACCUCCUCCAGAGCCUGGAGGGUCAGAUGAUGGAGAAGGGCAUGAGUGACUUCCUCAGUUACAACAUCUACCUCACCAGGUGGAAGGAAUCUGAGGCCGCGUACUUCCGGGUUCGUCACGAGACUGAGAAUGACCCCAUCACUGGCCUGAAGGAGAAGACAAAGUUUGGGAAACCCAAAUGGCAGGACGAGUUCAGUACUAUCGGGGCAAACCAUCCAGACACAAAAGUGGGCGUGUUCCUAUGUGGCCCACAAGCUCUGGCUAAGACCCUGGAGAAGCAAUGUGUCUCCAACUCGGAGUCCUCCUGCAAGUUCAUCUUCAACAAGGAGAACUUCUGAGAUAUUUACAGUGCCUUUGCAGACACACCAAUGCUAUCUGCAAACACCUCUGUGGUUGUCAAUGCUCUCAAAAGGUCAGAGAAAACAGGGGAAAAAUAUACUGAAAAGCAACGCAAGUGUUAUAAAUAUAAAGCUCAACCAGUGUUCUACUUGAAAGCCAUUUUUACUUGAAAGAUAAAGUGACAGAAGCAAGCGCUUUACUGAACUAAAUGUCACUGUCGUGUAUCCUAACAUUGCUAGCAUUAGGCCUAGUAACUAAAUGUUACUGUUGUGUAUUAGACCAUAGUAUUGAUCACUUUCUCAAUUCUAUGUGAUUUAAAUGUUAUUGUGAUCGGGUAGUUUCAGUCCAGGUAUCAGUGCUUAACAUUAUCUGCAUGUAUGUCUGUGUAGGCCUACCUUAAAAUGUGAUUAUGUUGGAUAACUGCAUGUUAUCAUUACUAAUGACUAGAAUAUGUGAUUAUGUUGGUUAACUGCAUGUUAUCAUUACUAAUGACUAGAAUAUGUGAUUAUGUUGGUUAACUGUAUGUUAUCAUUACUAAUGACUAGAAUAUGUGAUUAUGUUGGUUAACUGUAUGUUAUCAUUACUAAUGACUAGACAAUUGGACAUUGCCAUGUUUUGUAUGUAUUAAUUUUCAACAGCAGAAACAAACAUUCCUAAGCGUUCCUAAGGCAUUUCUGGAGGCACAGAGCUAAUGGUAACUUGGGGAGAAACAAAAAUAGAGUACAAAAGACAUUUCAAACAGAAAUCCUCUAGGAGCAGAUUGAGAGGGUCCAUACCUACAUAGAGAGUAUUAAAAGGCCUAUAAGGUAAUGAUUGGAUGGUGUUCAGUAAAGUAAUGAGUGUUUACACAUGUGAAGAGAGAGUGAGGCACUGGUGAUUUAGUGUGGCAUUUUGAUGGGUUGUGUUUAAAAAACGAUAUCAAGUUACUUCCUGUUAGAUUUUUGUGUGUUAAGUAGAAAAUUGCGUGUGGUGUUUUGCAAAAUGUGUUUUAGUAAAUGGAAAACUGAGUCAAACACUGAGAAUUAGUGUAUGUUUUUUGCAGAUUUAGCGUUGGGUUAUGAUGUUUGGAAGACAUGUUUAGAAAAGUGUGUGACAAGCACAGAUUUAGUGUGUACUGUAAGCAGUUGAAAAAAACUGCAAGUGUGAAGAGGAAGUCAUGAAUGAAAUCAGUUAUGCACAAAAAGGGGAAAAAAUGAAAAACAGAAGCCUGGAUAAUCUCAUGGCUGAUGCUUUGCUUUCACCAUUAUUGUGAAAUAUCAAGCAAGGCCAUAUUACACAAACAUAUGAGGAAACUACAGUAGGCAUGCCACAAGUGGCCAGCUACCUGUUUUGGUUCUGGUGGAAAGUCCAGGGGUUUGACUCAGAGUGUUGUUCCCCUUUCGAAUCGCCUCCUUGUGUUUGAGUUUCUGCUUUAAAGUGUAACUUAGGCGAAAAUUGACCCCAGGGUCUUUUUCUACAUUAAAACACAUCAAAUAAGUCAUGGAGACAAUAUUUUUCGUUGAUCAACCAUUACAAACAAUUAAAGAUUCUUUUUUGCUGGAGUUACACUUUAAGACCAGACCCAGGGUGACACAGUCUCUCAACUCCAUAGUGUUGGACUAACAGCAUGGUGCUCAAAACAAACACAGAUAGUGAAUCACAGAUAGUGAAUGUAUGUUGUCACUAUUGUUUUUGAUGAAAUGUUUUCAAAGUUAGUUUGUGAAAUAA